UCAGCGACCGGCACCGCCCUCCUGCCAAGAGUAUAUGGGCCAUGGCCGCUGAGCGGCUCCAAGUCCAAACCCUCGCUGCCCAUUAGGGUUUCUCUCCAGCCGCCCAUGGCCACCGCCGCCGCCGCCGCCGGCGACGCGACCCGCCGUAAGCGCGGGCGGGGCGGGAAGGGGCCGAACUCGGACCUCUCCCGCACCCUCACCGACUGCACCCGCCGCGGGGACGCCGCGGCGGCCAUGGCCGCCUUCGACGCGGCCGUGUCCGGCCCCGACGCGGCGCCCGACCUCCGCCUCGCCGCGCACCAGUACAACCAGCUCCUCCACCUGCUCGCCUCCGCCGACCGCGCCGCGUUCCCGGCCCACCCGGCCGCCGCCGCGCGCCGCGUGUUCGCGCACAUGCUGGGGGCCGGGGCGCCCCCCUCCGAGGCCACCAUCACCUCGCUCGCCCGCGUCGUCGCCGCGGACGCCGAGGGCGCCGACGAGGCCUUCGGGCUCGUCUCCACCAUGCGGGAGAAGUACGGCCUCGCGCCGCGCCUCCGGUCCUACAGCCCCGUGCUCGCCGCGUUCCGGCGCGCCGGGGAGGCUGGCAAGGCCUACGCGGUCGAGACUCACAUGGCGGCCUCGGCUGUAUCUCCGGAAGAGCCUGAGCUCGCCACGCUCCUUGAGGUGAGCGCGAAGGCCGGGGACGCAGACAAGGUGUAUGAGUAUAUGCACAAGCUGCGGCGAGCCGUGGGCUGCGUUAAAGAGGAGACCGCAGAGGUGUUGGAAGGGUGGUUCCGGAGCGACAAGGCGGCAACGGCUGGUAAGGCUGAGUGGGAUGUGUGUCAGGUGAAGGAUGCCAUUGUGGCGAACGGCGGUGGGUGCCAUCAGCUGGGGUGGCUCCAGAGUGGCCUGUGGACGGUGCAGCGGGUGAAAGUUGGGGCAGAAGGCAAGUGCGCCGGAUGCGGAUGCUGCCUAGCUUCUGUUGAUAUUGACAUGGAGGAUACACAGAAGUUUGCUGACUCUAUUUCUGGGUUGGCCCUUGAGAGGGAGACCAAAGCAAAUUUCAGCCAAUUUCAGGAGUGGCUGGAAGCACAUAAAGAAUACGAAGCUAUAGUCGAUGGUGCAAAUAUUGCACUUUAUCAACAAAAUUUUGCUGAGGGCGGUUUCAGCUUAGUUCAGUUGGAUGCUGUUGUAACUGAGCUACGAGAUAGAUAUAAUGGGAAAUGGCCCCUUGUUAUACUACAUAAUAAACGCAUCGCCAAGCUUAUGGAAACUGCAUCCAAUAGGCAUCUUAUUGAAACUUGGAGAGUAAAUGGAGCAUUGUACACAUCGCCAAGUGGGUCAAAUGAUGACUGGUAUUGGCUAUAUGCAGCAAUUGGAUUGAACUGUUUGCUCGUGACUAACGAUGAAAUGAGAGAUCACAUAUUUGAGCUCCUAGGAUCAUCGUCCUUCUUCUACAAGUGGAAACAAAGACAUCGGGUCAAGUACACUUUUAAUAAAGGGAAGGCGGUGCUUGUUCUGCCACCCCCCUAUUCUUCAGAGAUUCAAGAAUCUGAGACAGGAUCCUGGCACGUGCCAAUAGAGGAGAAAUCUGGCGACGAGAGAGCUAGGACCUGGCUUUGUAUUGGCAGGACAGAUCUCACCAAACCACCCCCUGAACCUCCGGUGGCCAACAGAGUUGCCCAGGAUUUAUCUCCAUCUGAGGCAUCUAAUGGGGCCGGGCAGAGGCAACCUGAAGAACAGGCUGCACCAGUAACUGGCAAAAGAAAGGAUAGAGAUUGACGCCGCUGCCAUUUGCGGGCAACUGAAGCAUGCCGUAUUUCUGCGACACGCUUUGUUCUGCGUCCCGCUAUAGUAGUCCAGGAACAGGGAUGCAGUGUUAGCGACAUCCCUGACAGCCUGUUUGUGUUUUGCAAGCAUUUGUAAAGCACACCUGACUUGUGCGCAGCUGUGCACCAAUUUGGUCCAGUUUUCAUGGAGGUUUUUUGGCAAAAAGUACUGCAUUGGUUCAAAUUAUAGUGUUAUAAUCCAUGAUCACAUUGUACAACAGUGGGAGGUUAAACUGGUUAUACCAUUUAUUUUCCGUGCAAUAUUUUUUUUGGCAA
Aegilops tauschii subsp. strangulata is the source of this 2084-nucleotide messenger RNA. RefSeq names its product proteinaceous RNase P 2. Lineage: Eukaryota; Viridiplantae; Streptophyta; Magnoliopsida; Poales; Poaceae. Gene Ontology annotation, molecular function: ribonuclease P activity; protein binding. Gene Ontology annotation, biological process: tRNA 5'-leader removal. The record is from RefSeq and is a predicted model, not a curated record.